Messenger RNA from Malassezia restricta, 966 nucleotides. Its product is annotated as myo-inositol-1(or 4)-monophosphatase. NCBI's taxonomy places the organism in Eukaryota, Fungi, Basidiomycota, Malasseziomycetes, Malasseziales, Malasseziaceae. The transcript is spliced from 2 exons. Bases 1 to 966 code for a protein of 321 amino acids. The record is from RefSeq and is a predicted model, not a curated record. Gene Ontology annotation, molecular function: inositol monophosphate 1-phosphatase activity. Gene Ontology annotation, biological process: signal transduction; inositol metabolic process.
AUGGCACUGCCCUUGCAAGACGUGCUCGAUUUUGCGAUUGAUCUUGCCAAGCAAGCUGGUGAGGCGAUUGUCAAAGGCUCUGAAACGCGCUUUGAGAAAGCAGCGGGCUUUGAGGAAAAGAAGAACACGGCGGACCUCGUCACGGAGACGGACCAGCACACGGAGAAGCUUGUGUGCCAAGCCAUUCGCGAAAAGUACCCUGACCACAAGUUUAUCGGCGAAGAGAGCUGGGCAGCUGGUGAGCAGGCGGCUAUAACGAAUGAGCCUACCUGGAUCAUUGAUCCCAUUGACGGCACGACCAACUUUGUCAAGGGAUUCCCCUUUGUGUGUAUUUCCAUCGGGUUCGUGUACCAUGGAGAACCCACCAUCGGUGUGAUCUAUGCACCAUUCCUGGGGUACUUGUACGCCGCCCGCAAGGGCCACGGCGCAUUUAUCACGACGCCCCUGCACCCUCAGCGCCGCUCCUUGCCCUUGACCCAGCCCGCACCACUGCCCUCGUUCAAGCAGGCCCUUGUUGCGUUUGAGUGGGGCUCGGAUCGCUCUGCAGAGAUUAUGGAGAAAAAGACGCGCUCAUUCCAGCGCCUGGUGGGCGAUCGCGACAGCGGUGUGCCCGGCGGUGAAAUGGCCCUCGGCGUGCGCUCCAUGGGCUCCGCCGCUCUCAAUUUCGCUCAUGUGGCUAUGGGCACGCUCGAUGCCUACUGGGAAAUCGGAUGCUGGGCAUGGGAUGUAUGUGCAGGCGUUGUCAUCGCGCGUGAAGCUGGGUGCCUCGUACUGGGCUCUCAAGCUCAUGCAGCGCACGCGCUCGAUGGCCCCGUGUAUCCGCCCCCGACGACGCCUGACGUGCUGACAGGCCGCAAAUAUCUCGUUGUGCGUGCCAUUGGUGACAGUCCGCAUGAAUCUGGUGUCGAUGCGCAGAAGCGCAUCGCUCGUACGUUCUAUGGUGCCGUAGAAGAGUGGGAUCUGUAG